UUAAAGGUAUCUGAAGACAGCUGAACCGAAUGAGCAGCCGUAUAUGUGCGCAGACCGAGGAGUCGGACGGGAGCACAGUGAGCUUUGUACUUUGUUCGUCUAUUUUUUUUUUUAAUGUAAUUUGAGCGUAAAAUCUGCUGCGUCAUUUAUAAUGGCAACUGGAAACUACGUAGCUGAACUAAACGAGCAUGCACAGAAAAGAGGCUAUGAACUGCACUAUGACGACCUUGGCUCUUUUGGUCCUGACCAUGUUAAAACAUUCAGCCAGAGGGCAGUCUUAAACGGUAAAGUCUACCCAGAGGGUGUGGGGAAGAGCAAGAAAGAAGCAAAGCAAAAUGCUGCUAAAAAUGCCCUGAACUGCUUGUUGGAGAACAAACACCAGGACUCAGCUGACUUAACAAAUGGAACAGAAGCUUCCACUUCAACAGUUCUUCAGACGAGUAUCAGUAACAUCAACUAUAUAUGUUGGCUCAAUGAAUAUGGUCAGAAGAACAGGAAGACUAUAAGGGCUGUGGAGUCAACCAGACCGGGACCAAAUAAUACUGUUCAAUGUUGCAGCUUUGUGGUUGGUGAUAAGGAGUACCCAGCUGUCUCUGGAAAUACAAAGAGGGAAGCCAAGGAGGAAGCAGCAAAGCUUGUAUAUGAUGUGAUACAUGGCAGUACAACUACAGAGACUGCAGAUGAGAAUUACAACAGUACAUCUGGUCAGCAACAUGAGGCAUUAACUCAGGAUGUUUCUGAUAUCUGUACCAUGACAAGAGACCUGAGUGUGACCUCCAGAGACAACAGCUUUACAAAGACAAAUUUCAUUGGAAUUGUGAACCACUACUGUCAGAAAACAAAACGUUCCCAUGAUUACAUCUUAGAGAGAAGAUGUGGUCCACCACAUAACCCCCAAUUUUUCUACAAGUUAGUGAUCGACAACAAGGAAUACCCUUUGGCUGAGGGUAAGAGUAUCAAGGAAGCCAGACAAAAUGCAGCUGAGCUGGCCUGGUCUGCUCUUCAAGAACAGUCUGACUGGGACAGUCAGGUGUCCUUCAGGUCCACAGUGUCCGAAGAUGGUGCACCAUCUGCCUCUGCCCCAUCAACUACACAGGGCUCCACUGAAUCAUCAUCACUAAGCGAGCCAAUCAGUACAAGUGAAUCAAUAGUAUUCAGAGAAUCAUCGAACCCUUCCAGGGCUCAGGGGCCCUUAUGGUCAACUGGGUCUGGAAGUGAUGCACCAACCAGUUCAUCAACACCAUCUUCAAUGGAGUCACCAAGCAUGGCAACGAGUAGAAAUGACUCUGCAAUCACAGAUUUAUCAAACUCAACUGAGGAUCAGGCUGCUGAGAGUAUGGGUAAUACAUCAAUCCAGUCAAGAUUUGCAUCAGACUUUGAUAGCAUAGAGCGUCUUGGCAAAGGAGGCUUUGGUUCUGUUUACAAAGUAAGACAAAAACUGUCGGACAAGUAUUACGCCGUCAAGGUUGUCCGUAGUAACGAAAAAGCUCUGCGAGAGGUGAAGGCAUUAUCAGAGUUUGAACACCAGAACAUUGUUCGAUACUACCAUUGUUGGACACAGGAUACAGAGUACAAAGACCACAGUUCAACAGACAGUUCUCAGUAAGUCUCUUACUAUUCUUAUUUAUUAAAAAUAAAAGUGUGAUAUCUCACCAAUUUUUUCUUUUUUAGGUCUGUCAGUAAUUCAUCGCCAGAGUUCCUAUACAUUAUGAUGGAAUUAUGUGACAACAAAACACUUAAAGGCUGGAUACAUGAGAGGAAUGAGAUGACGCUGGAACACUCCAAGAGAGGAGAAGAAAGUCUAACCAUUGCUCUACAAAUAGUCAGUGGAGUCGAGUACAUCCACUCCAAAAAUCUCAUCCACAGGGAUCUGAAGCCUGCUAACAUCAUGUUUGGACGGGAUGGAGAAGUGAAGAUUGGGGACUUUGGUCUAGUCACUGCUGAGGCUGAUGACGAUGAUGAAAACCUGAUGGAGAGGACAUACAAAACAGGAACCUUAUCUUACAUGGCUCCUGAACAAGAGAGUGAGACGACCUACAACCGAAAAGUGGACAUAUUUGCUUUGGGGCUGAUUUACUUUGAACUUCUUUGGAAACUCUCCUCUGGCCAUGAAAGAGUAGUGGUUUUUAGGGAUGCCAGGAGUCAGAAGUUCCCAAAACAGUUUGGUAUAACUUUUUCCCAAGAGAAACGAAUGAUUAAAUCAAUGCUUAGUCUGAGGCCAGAAAGCCGACCUGAAGCAAGAAAACUGAAGGCAGAGCUGGAUCAAUGGCUCAAUGCACAAAAAACUAUGCAUCAGCAAAAUGUCACUUGUGACAGAGGGAAGUGCAGCAGUGCCACAACUAGUGCUUGUGCCUCGUUCACCAGUUUGUGCACUCAGGGUGUUUUACGAUUCGGGAUGGGAAGAAAAAACUAUGUAGCUAAACUAAAGGAGCAUGCACGACGAACAGGCUCAGAGCUGAAGUUUGAGGCCGCUGCCUCUGAGGGACCAGAAUGCACUAAAAGGUUCGUCCUGAGGGCCGUGGUCAAUGGCCAAGACUUUCCUAAUGGUGUGGGGGAGAACAAAAAGAAAGCCAAGCAGAAUGCAGCUAAAAGUGCACUGAGAGGUUUGAGUGAGAAAGAAAAUCAGAGGCCGAUGUGUGAAAAUGCAUCAGAAAAUGUGGCAAAAAAUCCUACGGAACAAGUUUAUCAGAAAAGUAUCGCUAAACCUUACUGUCUCAAUGAAUAUGGUCAGAGGAGCAGGGUGCCUAUAAAGUCUGCGAAAUCAAGACCAGGACCAAAUAAUGCUACUCCCUUUGUGGCUGGUGAUGAGUACCCGGCUGCCUCUGGGAAAACCAAGAAGGAAGCCAAGGAGGAGGCAGCACCCCUUGUAUAUGAUGUAUAUGGUACAGAGGUGUCCUUCUGUCGCUCUGUAUGUGAUGACGGUGCCCCAACCAAGCGCUCCACACCACAAACUAAACUGGAGUUCUGUGACGCAAAAUCAAAAAGUGUGGCAACAACUACAAGUGACUCUGUUGCUUUCAGCGAUUCAUCAAACCAUUCCAUGGUUCAGGAACAUCCUGAUGUGAAGCCCAAAAGAGAAUAUGCAGCAGAUUUUCAAAACGCCAGUCAGAACAGCAAAGAGGAUGUGAUGAUUCCUGAAGAAAUGAACACAGGAACUGGUCUGAGUGAGGGGACAUCAACGCCAUCAGAAACCUCCAGUAAAACAUUUACAUCAGAAUUUGACUCCAUAGAGCGGAUCGGCAGAGGAGCCUUUGGUUGUGUCUUCAAGGCAAAACAGAAACUGUUGGGGAAGUUUUAUGCUGUAAAGAUCGUCCCCUGUAAAGAGAACAAGAAAGCUCUACGAGAGGUGAGGGCACUGUCUGACCUCCAUCACCACAACAUCGUCCGAUUCUACUCGUGUUGGGUGGAGGAUUCGGGGUACCAAUUGGACAAUUCAGAUGACAGUUGCAGCACAUCACAGUCUUCCAGUAAUUCAUCUACAAAGUUCCUCUAUAUUCAGAUGGAGUUGUGUGAGACCACAACACUUAAGGACUGGAUAAAUGAGAGGAACACUCUGUCUCAGCGAAACUCAAAGAGAAGACAGGAAAGCCUGACCAUUGCCCUGCAAAUAGUCCGUGGAGUCGAGUACAUUCACUCCAAGUUGUUCAUCCACAGAGACCUGAAGCCUGCCAACAUCAUGUUUGGACGAGAUGGAAAAGUGAAGAUUGGAGACUUUGGUCUGGUGACUGUAGAGAAUGAUGACGAUGCUGACAACGUGAUGGAGAGAACAGUGUACAAAGGAACCCCGUCUUACAUGGCUCCUGAGCAGAAGAGUGAGACGACUUAUGACCGAAAGGUUGACAUUUUUGCUUUGGGGCUGAUAUACUUUGAACUUCUUUGGAAAAUCUACACUGGUCAUGAAAGAGAGCUGAUUUGGGGUGACGCCAGAAGACAGAAACUUCCCCAAGAGUUUUCAAGCAGCUUUCCUGAAGAGUACAUCAUCAUAAGGUUAAUGCUGAGUGUGAAGCCAGAAGACCGACCUGAAGCAAAUCGGCUCAAGACAGACCUGGAACACUGCACUCAAAGACUCAACACUCGAGCCUUAGCACGUCACGGCAGCAGAACUGUCUGAUCAACAGAGGAAUGAAAAAAAAAAAAUCAUGGCAAUUUAUUUUACAUCAUGUCCCAUACAUGUACUUGGUAGGUGGUCAGUUUUAAUGUCUGAAAGGCAUCUCCACAGUUCGCUGAGUAUUGUGCAAUGCUGUUGGGACUGAGGAUAAAUAAAGAUACAACUUGUGUCAUGAAUUUCAGAAGAAAAUUAAAUGUUUCAUGCUGGCUUAGUUUUCUUUUAAUACUUGAUGAUGAGUCUGCUGGUUGGGCUCUGGAGGCUCUUUUGAAGA
Seriola dumerili (greater amberjack) is the source of this 4379-nucleotide messenger RNA. RefSeq lists its product as uncharacterized. The record is from RefSeq and is a predicted model, not a curated record. Gene Ontology annotation, biological process: protein phosphorylation. The transcript is spliced from 34 exons. Gene Ontology annotation, molecular function: protein kinase activity; ATP binding; double-stranded RNA binding. NCBI's taxonomy places the organism in Eukaryota, Metazoa, Chordata, Actinopteri, Carangiformes, Carangidae.